CACGCACCCUCCGGCUCAUCCCCGGGGCUGACCCGCCUCCCCCGGGGGCUGUCCCCGUUCCCCUUGUCCCCAGGCUCGUCCCGAGGCCCCCGUGUCCCCGCGGGGGUGGGGGGGGAGGCCGGUGCCCGCGCCCCCUCCCCACGUCCCCCCGGUCUCUCUGCCGUUUCAGGGACCGACGAGCACGGGCUGAAGAUCCAGCAGGCCGCGGCCGCGGCGGGGACGUCACCCCCGGAGCUCUGCCAGCGAGUUUCGGGUCUCUUCCGCCAGGCCUUGACCCAGGCCGCCGUCUCCUUCACUGACUUCACCCGCACCAGCGAGCCCUGCCAUCAGCGAGCCGUGUGUCAUUUUUGGGGUGCUCUCCGGGACGGCGGGUCACUCUACAAAGGGUCUUACGAGGGCUGGUACUGCACUCCCGAGGAGUGCUUCCUGCCCGAGAGCCAGCUUGCCGAGCGCAGGGAUGCCCAGGGACGCCCGUGCAAGGUGUCAUUGGAGAGCGGCCAUCAGGUGCACUGGACCAAAGAGGAGAAUUACAUGUUCAGGCUCUCAGCGUUCCGGGAUCCAUUGCAGAAGUGGCUCCGGGACAACCCACACGCCAUUUCCCCUGACCCUUUCUACCAGUGCGUGCUCCGCUGGCUGGAAGAGGACUUGCCAGACUUGUCCGUCUCUCGUGAGAGAAGCCGGCUGCCGUGGGGUAUCCCUGUCCCCAGUGACUCAACACAAACUAUUUAUGUAUGGGUAGAUGCCUUGGUAAACUAUCUGAGCGUGGUGGGCUACCCUGAGACACACGGUGAGUGGUGGCCUGCUGCGCACCAUGUUGUGGGCAAGGACAUCCUCAAGUUUCAUGCUGUCUACUGGCCAGCUCUGCUGAUGGCAGCAGGGCUGGCCCCCCCCGAGCGAAUCUUUGUGCACUCCCACUGGACUGUCCGUGGGCAGAAGAUGUCCAAAAGCCUGGGCAAUGUGAUUGACCCCUUUGCUUGUAUUGGACAGUACACAUUAGAUGGAUUUCGGUACUUCCUGCUAAGGCAGGGUGUACCUGAGCGGGAUUGUGACUAUUAUGAUGAGAAGGUUGUUAAGCUAGUGAAUUCAGAACUGGCAGAUGCGCUUGGGGGGCUUCUGAAUCGGUCAACAGCCCUCAGCAUUAACCCCAGCAACACUUACCCUUGUUUCUCAGAGUCUUGUUUUCCAAAGGUCUUGGAUUACAGGGGGACAAAAGGCAUGGGUAGGGCUUCUGCUGAAGACUAUGAGUUUGUGGCAUCUGUGGCUUCUCUGCCUCUGCAGGCGGCUAGUUAUUUUGAAGGUUUCCAGAUCUACAAGGCUUUAGAGUGCAUUGCCCUGUGCGUAAGGCAGACCAACGGUUUCUUCCAGAGACACAGGCCUUGGAAACUUGACCGAAAGGACCCCGCAGAGCAGCUCUGGCUUGACACCAUCAUCCACGUUACGCUGGAAUGCCUGCGUGUCUAUGGGACUCUCCUGCAGCCCGUGAUCCCACACACUGCAGACAAGUUGCUUUCCAGGCUGGCUGUUGAGCCAGAAGAGAGAGGUCUCUCAAGUUUGACAUUUCUGCCACGCUACCAUGGGAAGCCAUGUCCCUUUGAAGGGAGACAGCUUGGGCCUGACACUGGCAUCUUAUUUCACAGACUAGAGAAGUCAAGACAGCAUCAGAUAGAAACAAAGAAGCUCUAGUCUCUGAUAAAGAGCUUCUGUAAAUAAAAGCCUCCGGGAACUCCCGGAAAA
Messenger RNA from Harpia harpyja (harpy eagle), 1734 nucleotides. It is a transcript of the gene MARS2, whose product is annotated as methionyl-tRNA synthetase 2, mitochondrial. Gene Ontology annotation, biological process: methionyl-tRNA aminoacylation. The annotation marks the transcript as partial. The transcript is spliced from 2 exons. Gene Ontology annotation, molecular function: ATP binding; methionine-tRNA ligase activity. The record is from RefSeq and is a predicted model, not a curated record. Lineage: Eukaryota; Metazoa; Chordata; Aves; Accipitriformes; Accipitridae.